UAGGCGUCACAGUCAUUCAUAGAGAUGGGCGUGUCCAGCCAUCAGGAGUGAUACAUCAAAGUGUACCAUCUGAAAUGAUGGGGGAACAGCUUGGACCAAAUGAAGUGAUGCAUCAGCAGCCCGAGUCACCAGGAGUGACGCAUCAGCAGCCCACAUCAUCAGGAGUGACGCAUCAGCAGCCCGCAUCAUCAAGAGUGAUGCAUCAGCAGCCCGCAUCAUCAAGAGUGAUGCAUCAGCAGCCCGCAUCAUCAAGAGUGAUGCAUCAGCAGCCUGCAUCAUCAGGAGUGACGCAUCAGCAGCCCGCAUCAUCAAGAGUGAUGCAUCAGCAGCCCGCAUCAUCAAGAGUGAUGCAUCAGCAGCCCGCAUCAUCAAGAGUGAUGCAUCAGCAGCCCGCAUCAUCAAGAGUGACGCAUCAGCAGCCCGCAUCAUCAGGAGUGAUGCAUCAGCAGCUCGCAUCAUCAAGAGUGAUGCAUCAGCAGCCCGCAUCAUCAAGAGUGAUGCAUCAGCAGCCUGCAUCAUCAGGAGUGACGCAUCAGCAGCUCGCAUCAUCAGGAGUGAUGCAUCAGCAGCUCGCAUCAUCAGGAGUGACGCAUCAGCAGCCCGCAUCAUCAAAAAAAAAGAAAAGAGUUAUGCUACAGCAACCCAGAUCAUCAGGAGUGACGCCACAACACAUUGAUGAUCGCUUUAAAAAUAUCCGCGAUGCCACGGAGGAUUCACUCAAGCAUGACGGAACAGAAUACGUGUCUACCUAUGCUGAGAGGUCUGCCCUGAGACUGUUGACAGAUUGUGGAUGUAUCUUCCUAAAGGGGAUGUCAGGAUCUGGGAAAUCACGGCUGGGUCGGCGGUUACUAGAAAAGAUGUCUAAGAUGGAAGGGAGGACUCCUCUCUGUUGA
Messenger RNA from Haliotis rubra (blacklip abalone), 893 nucleotides. RefSeq names its product protein piccolo-like. The record is from RefSeq and is a predicted model, not a curated record. The coding region runs from base 75 to 893 and encodes 272 amino acids. The transcript is spliced from 3 exons. Lineage: Eukaryota; Metazoa; Mollusca; Gastropoda; Lepetellida; Haliotidae.